UGUCAAGCACACACUGAAAUUUCUUGAAAUAAUUGUUACCAAAUUGAUACCAAUUUAUAAUAUAGUACUUAGAAAGACUCCGAAAUUCUCUUCUCAUUUGAUACUGGCAUCUUACCAUGCAUCGAUGGUUCUUUGCCACCGAUCGGGAGGAGUGUGAGCCAAAACCCGAGGAAGACGGACUCAGUAAUGUUCCGGAGCUACAAGAGCCGCAACCUCCACCUCCAGUGCCGACUACAGAGUGGCCCUUCUGUGUGGUGUUCCACCAUCCACUCAAAGGGAAUGAGUAUGUGGCCAUUAGUGGCAACUGUCCGUCUCUCGGGAACUGGGAUCCCAAGAAGGUGUACAUCUUGGAAAGGAACGACUGCAUCAACUGCCUAUGCAAGUGCUGUCAGUUCGAGGCAACCUUGGAGAUUCCUCGUAACAUCGACAUCCACUAUCGGUACUGCGUUGUGGUCCAGGAUCCCGAAACGGAUGAGGUGUAUAUCCGCUUCUGGGAGUCGCAACUUGAGCCCAGAGUUAUUCGCACAUGUCAGAAUAUGCUAAAGCGUUGCGACACCUUAGGAAAACCACACGAGGAUGAUGAGGCCAACAUGGUGGACCGCGGCUGGGCCACCACCGAGACAAUUCUGCACCUGAAGAUCUUCAAUGCUCCAUUCAGCUGGCAGCGCCAAAAACAGAGGCUUCUGUACGUCCAUGUGCAGCCAAUGUUUGAGGUUCCUGAGAAUCCUUGCACCGAACCAGCCGACCCCCUCAAAAUGGUUUCAUCGGAGACACGCUUAUCGCGUUAUCUGGGCACCCGGAAAAUGAAUAAAGAAAACCACGAUCUUCGACUGGCCCAAGUUGAGGUGGUCAAUCUGUGCUCCCAUAAUCCUUUAGCAACGCAGCCACAAUUCGGAGUUCGAUGUGGGCCGGAGGACAUGGAGUUAUUCCAUUGUGCCAUCGCUUUUCCAGAGGAGACGCUCUACCGCCUGGAUCUGUACACAUACGCCCGUAAAGCAGGCUCCGAUGAACCACCAUAUCAUUACGGUUACGGGUUCCUGAUGCCAGAUCAGCUGCUGAACACCGAGGGCUCUGCCCGGGUGAAGAUCACCUGCGCCUCCACUCACCGUCCACUGAUGGAGAUGUGUGUGCGGUAUUUAAUGAUUCGACCCUUGCCAAAUUUCCGUUGCGACUUGAGUCACACCUACGAGCGUUACUGGCGCAAAAAUCACAUGUGCAUGAACAUCGGUCACAAAGGAUCGGGAAAUACGUACCGGCUGGGAUCCGAUUUGGUGAGGGAGAAUACCUUGUAUGGCUUCAAGCAGGCUGUUUUGGCCAAUGCGGACAUGGUGGAAAUGGAUGUCCAGCUCACGCAGGACUCCCAAGUGGUGGUGUAUCACGAUUUUGUACUGCGAUUUCUGCUGCAGAGAAUGCCAAGUUAUGAGGAUAUUCUGGAUAAUCAGGAUCUGCUGAUAUUUGCCUACGAGAAUCUUAACAAACUAAUGCUGCUCGCUAUGGGAGGAUCAAAACGAAAGGAUAUCAUUGCCGUUCCCCUGGAGGCAUUUACCUGCGAACAGCUCAAGGAGGUGAAGGUCCUGCGAUUCGCUAGUAGCAAAGGUUGCGAUAUGUCCUGUGAUCGAAUGCUGCAGGAGCAGCGCCCCUUUCCCCUGCUUCUUGACCUCUUGGAUGAGGAGAAUCUGCACAUGGACAUGGGCUUCCUCAUCGAGAUCAAGUGGCCCCAGAUGACCAAUGCGCGGCGUUGGGAGAGCGGCAGCUUUAAACCCACCUUCGAUCGAAACUUCUACGUGGAUACUAUCCUGGAGAUCGUUUUGAAUAAGGCGGGAAAGCGGCGUAUCGUCUUCUGCAGCUUCGAUGCCGACAUCUGUGCCAUGGUUCGGUAUAAGCAGAAUGUAUAUCCCGUGACUCUACUAAUGGAGGAUCCGGACUCACCCGUUCAGUAUGCAGACCAAAGAGUAAGCGUUCAGCGUUUUGCCAUCAAGUUUUGCAAUAGUCUGGAAUUUCUGGGGCUGACUCUUCAUGCUAACUCACUACUGAACAAGCCCUCGACAAUGGCAUACCUGCGCCAGAUCAAUAUGAAAGCUUUUGUCUAUGGUAGUUCCACCACUGACCUGGAGAUCCGCGAAAAGCUGAAGAGGCACGGAGUGCAGGCAAUCAUCUACGAUCGCCUCGACCAACUGGACCAAAUGGGCGAGGAGCUGGAGGGGGACACCAUGUGCACCAUUGAUUCAGUGACCACAAGACGCGUUAUCCGUGAGACGGAGGUGGAGGAGUGGGCCCAGAAGUGUGGCUACAAGCCGGAAAACUCCAUCACCGUGCAUAACAUUUACAUCGACUGAUGGUUUAUCCCACAUUUCUAGUUUUACCCCGCUGACGAAUAAAGUAUCCAAAGUUA
Drosophila erecta is the source of this 2392-nucleotide messenger RNA. RefSeq names its product glycerophosphocholine phosphodiesterase GPCPD1. The record is from RefSeq and is a predicted model, not a curated record. Gene Ontology annotation, molecular function: glycerophosphocholine phosphodiesterase activity; starch binding. Bases 117 to 2336 code for a protein of 739 amino acids. Gene Ontology annotation, biological process: glycerophospholipid catabolic process. The transcript has a single exon. NCBI's taxonomy places the organism in Eukaryota, Metazoa, Arthropoda, Insecta, Diptera, Drosophilidae.